Messenger RNA from Symsagittifera roscoffensis, 1781 nucleotides. Its product is annotated as testicular acid phosphatase homolog. The transcript has 9 exons. The record is from RefSeq and is a predicted model, not a curated record. Gene Ontology annotation, biological process: dephosphorylation. NCBI's taxonomy places the organism in Eukaryota, Metazoa, Xenacoelomorpha, Acoela, Convolutidae. Gene Ontology annotation, molecular function: phosphatase activity. The coding region runs from base 147 to 1595 and encodes 482 amino acids.
AUUUGUUUUGAGGCAUUUAAUCUAACACUGGAACUUUCAACUUUCAAAACAUUUUACCCUGUCGAUAAACUGAAAUUCAGUCAAAUCCACUUUACCGAAAAUUUUUAACUAUUGAAAAUAUCAUAAAGGUUUGAAUCUUUGCGGAAAUGUUUGGAAACAAGCACGGACGAAGAGAUAUGGCUUCUAGCAGUUGCUUAACAUUUCUGUUUAUUUUGUUUGUAAUUUCACUGAAUUUUCAUACAACACUCAGUAAUGGAUCGUCACAGGCGUCCGAUUCACUCAUUCUAGUUGUUAGCUUAGUUCGCCACGGAACAGCUACUCCUGGCAUUCUGCUUCCCAAUGACCCCCACUACGAGAUGUGGAACAAGAUAGGCUACCCCCAGAAACUGACACCUGUGGGGUCACAGCAGCAGUAUGAACUGGGCAAGCUACUGAGGGAGAGAUAUGGCACAGACUACUUGUCCGACAGAUUCUCCCCUAACGAGAUCUCGAUCGUGAGCACCGGUCGAACCCGUUCGAUUCUCUCUGCCCAGAAUACAAUGGCAGGCUUCUACAAUCUGAGGAGGGAGAAGGAGGACUUUGAGAAGUGCAGUGGGAUGGACGUGCAUCCCGAUUGCGAGGUGUUCCCGGUUGAGAAGACGGCCGAACUCACGUACAGGGAGAAAUGGUACAACUGCUCUCGGCUAUCUGAAUUGAAUCGCAAGACCAUCGGACCCCUCAGGACUAUCGCACUACAAGGUCACCAGGAAUUCUUUGAAAAGAUGACGAAGGUGACGGGGUUCCAGCUGACCAACUUCAAUGAGUUGAGAGACGUGCACGAGGCACUGGAUGCCAUGAAGGCGUAUGGACUGCCCCUCCCCCACUGGGCCACGAAGGACAUAGUGAACCAACUCAAGGCUCUUUACACGCACGACUACGACCUGUUGUUCACGGAAGACGAGCAGAGGAGGCUGACGGGGGGACCAGUGCUGAAUAUCAUCCUCAAUGCUCUCAAGACAUCCGCCAGUGCCGCCAUCAACUCAUGCGCACACGACCACGACGUGGAAGACUGUAUCAAGGACUAUGACAUGCCGCCCAAGAUGAAGUUGCUGUUUGGACAUACCAGUUCAAUGAUGUCCCUCACAAAGGCCAUAGGCAUAGAACUCAGUCACGUGCCAGGAUUCGCUGCGUGUCUACUGUUCGAGUUGUACCAGAGCCAGGACAACCCUGACUACUUCUACAUCAAGACUCUGUUCAAGAACAGCACCCACACUUCCGACUUCCACCUGUUGGAGAUCCCCAACUGUGGUAGAUGGUGUGAGCUGAACACAUUCGUGGACACUCUAGAGCCCAUGGCCGUCACCAACUACACUACCGAGUGUGGAAAGGUGUCACCUCUUGAGCCAUACACAGUAGACAACUCAUUCCUAGUUAAACGGAGCAAGCAGCAGAAAGAGGAAAAAGAUGCUUCAGAUGCUUUGAUUUCGGACAAAAAGUCAGGAAAGCAAGCAAAUGAAUCAGCAGAAAAACAACAAGAUAAACAACAAAAGUCAGAUGGAAAACAAGCAAAUAAGAAAUCAAAGAAGAACAAAAAUAAAGCUAAAGUAGAUCUCUGAGUUUGAGAAACUGGAAAGCAGAAACUAAACGUGGCUUUCAAAUCAAUUUUGUGGUCAUCAAAUUAUGUAGUCAGGUCAAACCGAAUACAUUUUAAUCUGAAAUAUUAUCCUUCCAUAUAGUAGAUUUAGAUUUAUAAGAAACAGAAUUUAUUUUUCAUCCUAAUGAGAAUUCAAUUUCAAAUAUUU